GUUGAGUUUGGGUCCAUAGCUUUUGAGGGUGUUUUAAAGAUAAACGUAAAUAUGAUGGAAGGAAGUGGGGACUGAAGUGAAGUGAGAAGUGAUCGGUUACCACUGAGGAGGAGCAGCGGCACAUAAGUGUGGAUUAUUGAAAGGGGAUCUUGAUUUGAAUGUGGAAGAAGUUGGAGUUGUGAUUAGAUUAGGGUUUACAGAGAGAGAGAGAGAGAGGAAGGAAUGGAUGAAUCGUUCCUUGUAAUGCUAUUGAAUUUCCUACACCUACACAACUCCCUCGACCCCACAACCUCCCUCCUCUCCGACGCAUUCUCAACAACAGCCACCGCAUCCCCCUCCUCCGCCACCUCCCCAACCUCCCUCCUCUACUCCUCCUCCGUCGCCCCACUCCUCUUCUUCACAAUCGCCUCCGUCCUCUCCUACGUAGCAUCCACCCGCCCCUCUUCCUCAUCAUCAACCAACACCACCACCCCUCCGCCUCACCCCAACGCCUCCGACUACUCCGUCUCGGCCUUCCGCGCCCUCUCCACGGAACACAUAUGGUCCCUCGAAGCACCCCUACGGGACGCCCACUGGCGAUCCCUCUACGGCCUCUCCUACCCAGUCUUCACAACCGUCGUCGACAAACUCAAACCCCACAUCGCCCUGUCCAACCUCUCCCUCCCCUCCGACUACGCCGUCGCCAUGGUCCUCUCUCGCCUCGCCCACGGCCUCUCCGCCAAAACCAUCGCCUCUCGCUACUCCCUCGACCCUUACCUCGUCUCCAAAAUCACUAACAUGGUCACGCGCCUACUCGCCACCAAACUCUACCCCGAAUUCAUCAAAAUCCCCGUGGGUCGCCGCCGCCUCGUCGAAACCACCCAAGCCUUCGAAGAACUCACCUCUCUCCCCAACAUGUGCGGCGCCAUCGACGCCACCCCCGUCAAGCUCCGUUCCACUCCUAACCCUAACCCUAACACCUACCGUUGCCGCUACGGCUACCCCUCCGUCCUCCUCCAGGUCGUUUCCGACCACAAGAAGAUCUUCUGGGACGUCUGCGUGAAGGCUCCCGGCGGCACCGACGACGCUACUCAUUUCAGGGACAGUCUCCUCUACCACCGCCUCACUUCCGGCGACGUGGUUUGGGAUAAGGUUAUCAACGUUCGGAGCCACCCUGUUCGGCCUUACGUGGUUGGGGACUGGUGUUUCCCUCUGUUGCCGUUUUUGCUGACGCCGUUUUCUCCCAGUGGGAUGGGCACGCCCGCGCAGAACCUGUUCGAUGGAAUGCUUAUGAAGGGAAGGUCGGUGGUGGUGGAAGCCAUUUCGUUGCUGAAAGGAAGGUGGAAAAUCCUUCAGAAUCUGAACGUGGGGAUCCAUCACGCCCCCCAAACCAUCGUGGCUUGUUGUGUUUUGCAUAAUCUGUGUCAGAUUGCGAGGGAACCCGAACCCGAGCUUUGGAAGGAGCCUGAUGAGAGUGGACCUCAACCCAGAGUGCUGGACACCGAGAAAUCUUUUUAUUACUUUGGAGAAAGCUUGAGGCAAGCCCUCGCUGAUGAUUUACACCAAAAGCUUUCUUCCAGAUAGUACUUUCUUAAUUCCUUUGCUAUACUGGAAAGGGUUGGUGAAACUGACACAACCACCUCGUAUUGUAGACUCUGUUUUAUCAGGAUAAUAUUAGUUUUCAAUAAUUUCUUAGCUUCUAACAUUGUAUUUACAUGAAAUGUUUCGGACUAGUUUUACUCUUUCUGAUGCCUGUUCUUUAAUGUUCUCGAAGGUAGGUUAUGAGUUAACAAGUACUUACUGUUCUCGUGUUAUUGUGAAUGGAAAAUCUGCAGCCCCUUUAGUAGCAGCAUUACAAUUCAAUUGACUACUGCUUCAAUGUUCUGUUAAAAGCAUCGCUGCAUAUUUCACAACAUUUGAAAAGGAUUAGACAAUUUUUUAAUCUAAACUUAGGAGUUGUGUAGUUUGCUUUUUGAUAUGCAGCAUCUGAGAUGAAAUCUAUUAGCAGCUUAACAAAAUUAUGGACUGCUGCCUCAAUGUUUACACGUUCCAAUGUAAUAUUCAUCUGAUGCUCGCUUCAGUCUGGCUCCAUAUAGCCAUUGGUUAGGAAUAUUAGCGGCAUUUGUUGGCUGUGCAAACUAUAUAAGUUUUGAGGUGUUUUGGUUUUCAUAUGUAUUUUUUUCAUCAAUAAGAUACCAUUCU
Abrus precatorius (Indian licorice) is the source of this 2181-nucleotide messenger RNA. Its product is annotated as protein ALP1-like. Bases 223 to 1563 code for a protein of 446 amino acids. The record is from RefSeq and is a predicted model, not a curated record. The transcript has a single exon. NCBI's taxonomy places the organism in Eukaryota, Viridiplantae, Streptophyta, Magnoliopsida, Fabales, Fabaceae.